This is a messenger RNA of Linum trigynum, 891 nucleotides long. The record is from the annotation of a GenBank genome assembly. NCBI's taxonomy places the organism in Eukaryota, Viridiplantae, Streptophyta, Magnoliopsida, Malpighiales, Linaceae.
AUGUCAACACAAGAAAGAAAUACCAUGGAAAUUGGUGAUGGUAGGGAUGGUAGUGAUGGUGGUGAUGAUGAUGUAGCAACGAUGUCUACGUCUACAGAUCGUACAUGUGGUUAUAAAAAGCGAAAAAGAACUUCCAAGGUGUGGGCAGAUUUCGAUUUUAUUUCCGCAAAUCACUUUCCCGACAAGUUGUUGAGCAUGGUGGACUUCAGAAUGUUGAUGGCUUAUUUAAAUGAUGAUUUCAAGUCAUUUACUCGGAACACUGCUAAGUCUCAUUGUUUGAAGAUUCAUAAGAGGGAAAAAGAGAAGCUGGAAGCUCUUUUGAGUGGGGUUCCUGGUAGGAUUUCUUUGACUUGUGAUUUGUGGACUUCUUGUGCUACUGAAGCCUAUCUUUGUUUGACGCUAUAUGGUCAAGCUGUUGCUAAAACAAAAUGUCUUGAGCGUCGAGGAAAGAUAUGUGAUCUAUUAAAGGAGUACAAUGACUCUACUGAUCAAUCAUCAUCACUUGCUGAGUCUAUUGAUGAAGAUAUAAGCUAUGAAGAUGAUAUGGAUGAGUUCGAUUCAUUUGGGGAAAUUCAAUUCUUGAGUGAUAGGACACAAUUAGAUGAAUAUCUGGAUUGUAAAAGGCUCAAUCGCAAACAACCGUUGGAUGUUCUUUUAUGGUGGAAGACGAAUGAAUCUCGAUUCCCACAGCUUGCUUGUGUGGCUAGAGAUGUUUUGAGCAUUCCUAUCACUACUGUAGCUUCAGAGUCGGCUUUCAGUAUGGGAGCUUUGAUUACCACACACAAUUGGCUAUAUGGAUUUCCAAGUGAUGAUCGUGAUAAUGGACUCGAGGUGGAAAUUUCAAAGGCGGUCGGAACAUCUUCAAUGACUUUUAGCUCUACUCCUGUGUGA